This is a messenger RNA of Rhincodon typus (whale shark), 2382 nucleotides long. RefSeq names its product sodium channel, voltage-gated, type II, beta (gene scn2b). Gene Ontology annotation, cellular component: membrane. NCBI's taxonomy places the organism in Eukaryota, Metazoa, Chordata, Chondrichthyes, Orectolobiformes, Rhincodontidae. The transcript is spliced from 5 exons. Bases 280 to 942 code for a protein of 220 amino acids. The record is from RefSeq and is a predicted model, not a curated record.
GGCUUCCCCACCCCACCUCUCCAGGAAAGCGGCCCCAAUUUUGCAGACCCUGCUGAUUUGGAGCUGGUUCACAUCUCAACCCACUCCAGUUGCGGUGCGUUCAUUUGUCACGGAUUCGAAGGGGUCCCGGACCCCUUUCGGCUGCUCCCCAAGCCACACAAUGUGAGCUCCUUCCUGCUCCAGCCCAGAACACAGCUCGCUCAGUCCUGUCAGCUACCCAGCCGGAGCAACUUCCUCCCCUGCUCCUUCGUUUGGCCCUCCAUCCCUGGCUAAUUCGCAAUGAAACUUCACGUUAGCCCGGCUCUUUCUCCCCUACAUUCCUGCUUCCUCGGGCUCAUGCUCCUGUCUAGUGGCUCGGUCCACCUUGGCUCUGCUAUGGAAGUUAUGGUAUCACCUUACAUCAUUGGGCUGAAUGGUACAUCAGCCAAACUGAGCUGCACCUUCAACUCCUGUUAUGACGUGAGUGAAAAGCAAUUCUCCUUAAAUUGGACCUACUCUGAAUGUGACAACUGCACUGAAGAUGUGCUUGUCCAAUUCCGGCGCAAGGUUAUCAUCCCCAGAGAUGACCGCUUUGCAGGCAGGGUGGAGUGGUCAGGGAACCUCAAAAGGAACGAUGUCUCUAUUACAAUUCACGACAUCCAGCUCAGUGAUGAAGGCUUUUACAACUGUUCUGUGUUAAAUCCACCUGACAGACAUAACGGGUGGGGAUUAAUCCACCUGCGAGUGGUCACAGAAGUUCCCCCUGAGCGUGACUCCACAGUGGCUGUGAUUAUAGGGGCGUCAGUUGGAGGCUUUCUGGCUAUCGUCAUUCUGGUCUUAGUCAUUGUGAAGUGUGUGAGGAGGAAAAAGAAACAAGAUCAUCAUUCUGAAGAUCAGAAAACAGAAGAGGAAGGAAAAACAGAUGGCGAAGGCAAUCAGGAAGAAGACGAAAAGCAGCACUAAACCAACACAGGAACUGUGAGCAAAGGUGGAGGCUGACAAUGAUCUGCCUCUGGUGAGAACUGUUGGUCUCCGUGCUUCGUGGGAUAUUUCCGACUCGUCCCUGUGUUUGAUCCAUUGCCUCGUCACAUGAAACAUGAGCGCUGAGAUAAUUCUGCCGUGCUGUGGAAACCAUGCUAGCUCCGCCAUGCAUGUCAUCAACCUCCAAAUCACACAUAGGUGUAACUGGAAAAUACAGAAGUACCCAACGAGACCAUAAGCUUCACACCAUCGCUGUGUAUAUUGCACUACAAAUCAUGCCAAGUCUUCUAUCAGUGUGGUGAUUUCUAACUGAGGAUAUCAAUUGUGCAUGUUUCAACGGAACAGCAACACUGUACCUUCCAGUACCAAUAGUGCACACCCAGGCUGAUUGCUGCAUGGCUUUCUAACACACUGGUGAGGGUAACUUUAACCUAAUCCACUCGGCAGCAUUCCCAAGGGAUUGGGUGCAAUGUUGGUUUUACAUCUCUCUCAAAAUCAGCCUUCAGUUGGAAGUAAAAUCAGGUGAGCUACAAAGCCAGCAAACAGUGCAAGACUAGGGUAUCUUGAGGAGAUACAAGUGAACAGAUCAUUAAAAUGCCAUGAACAAGGACAGAAAAUGAUGGAAAAUGGUUUUAGAAUGUUGGCCUAUGUAUCCCAAGGAGCUUACUGCAAGUGGGUAGAAGUCGUGGUUAAACCACUCCUGGAGACAUUGUAAACUUUUCUGGACAUAGUGCCCUCGGUUAGAUGUUGACCUUAGGGCAGCUGGCAGUGUAGAUUUCCCAGAAGGAUACCUGGAUUCGAAGGGUUAAAUCACAGGGAGAGCCUGCACAAACAUGGCUAGGAAUUUGGAUGGUUAAGGACUGACUUGAUCAAAGUUCUCAAGAUAUUAAGGGCAGCAGAUAGCGUUGAGAGAGAGAAGCUAUUUUUCAUUGGUUGUGAGCUUAGGGCAUAGUCAAAAAAUGGGAGACUGAUCUUUCAGGAGAGAAAUUAGGAAACAUUUUAACACAUAAAAAGGGUGGUUGAAGUUUGGAAUUCUUUUCCACAAACAGAAAUUAAUGCUACAUCUAUUGUUAAUAUUAACUUUUGAUAGAUUUCUAUUAACUGAAGGCAUUAAAAGAUGUGGAACAGGCAAAGACAGAGUUAGUUAACUCUAAUUAGUUAUGGAGUUAAUUGUAGUUCUGCUAUGUUCAGACAGAAGUUUUUGAUAGGGUUCUUAUUGAAUGGCCUCAGGGCUCAAGAGACUAAAUGGCCUCUUCCUGUGCACCCAAUCCCCUGUUUCCAUUGGGCGGGUAAGGUCAAAAUUGCCCUCAAGAUUAAUAUUGUUGUUGACUUUGUUUCUUAUUAAACAAUGCCACAAAACAUCUGCUGUAAAAACUUGGGAGCUAAUGUCUGUACUGAUAUGGUUAACAGGUCCUGAAUGUA